Suillus paluster is the source of this 1655-nucleotide messenger RNA. Its product is annotated as MBOAT, membrane-bound O-acyltransferase family-domain-containing protein. The transcript is spliced from 9 exons. Gene Ontology annotation, biological process: glycerophospholipid biosynthetic process; lipid modification. The record is from RefSeq and is a predicted model, not a curated record. Lineage: Eukaryota; Fungi; Basidiomycota; Agaricomycetes; Boletales; Suillaceae. The coding region runs from base 63 to 1595 and encodes 510 amino acids. Gene Ontology annotation, molecular function: 1-acylglycerol-3-phosphate O-acyltransferase activity; 1-acylglycerophosphocholine O-acyltransferase activity. Gene Ontology annotation, cellular component: endoplasmic reticulum; membrane.
CAAAAAUCUAGUGGUCGUUUGUUGUUGGCUUGGUUGUCCUUCUAGCUUGCGACCUAGUCAUCAUGGACGCGCUCUUUGUACCUCUCGCUUCCGCGAUUGGUGCUUCCGUUGACCAGAUCAAGCUCAUUUCAUGUCUACUAAUAGCAUGCCCUCUCGGAAGUCUAUUCAUUCGUAUACCAUCAUCUCAGCCAAAUCUAAAGCAUUGCUUCAAUCUACUCGUCUCGGUUUUCUUUUUCAUACCAGUUCUAAACCUGUCAUGGGGCUUUGCCCAGUUAUUAGGCAGUGUUCUUGGAACGUAUUACAUCGCGGGUAAUGUAAAAGGCCCUAAUAUGCCAUGGAUAGUUUUCGUCUUCGUCAUGGGCCAUCUCACAAUCAAUCACAUCAUACGGGCAUUUUACAACCUAAGCUAUGAAACAUUUGAAGUGACAGGCCCUCAGAUGGUGCUGACUAUGAAACUUACGACUUUCGCCUGGAAUGUCUGGGAUGGCAGGACGGCUCCUGAAAAUCUAGACAAAUGGCAAUUUCAAAAGCGUGUCACGAAGUAUCCCACACUGCUCGAGUUUCUUGGAUAUUCCUUUUACUUCCCGGGUAUCCUAGUCGGCCCAUAUCUUGACUAUGCGUCAUACAUGUCCUUAAUAGACGAAUCGCUCUUCAAGUCUGCCGAAGGCAAGCGUGCCAAUUCAAGCAGGUCCAUUCCAGAUGGCAGAAAACGAGUAGCAUACCGCAAGAUGCUGACUGGUUUGGUCUUCUUGGGAAUCUUCGUGGUUUUGAGUCCCUCGUUUUACUACGGCAUUGCGAUCACCCCAUGGUUCAUGACCAACGGAUUUCUCUAUAGGAUGGCGUAUUUCCAAUUGUGUGGAUUCAUUGAGCGGUCCAAGUACUAUGCGAUUUGGACGCUUACAGAGGGUGCAAGUAUCCUGACUGGUUUAGGGUUUACUGGGUAUGGCCCGUCAGGCGAGUCCAUAUGGGACGGUGCCGCCAACGUCAAAAUCCUCGAAAUCGAGCUCCCUUCGAACUUCAAAGUUCUGCUUGAUUCAUGGAAUAUCAACACCAACAUCUGGCUGAGGGAAUGCAUAUACAAACGUGUAACUCCUAAAGGCAAGAAACCUGGUUUCCGCAGCAGCAUGUUAACCUUUGCCACGAGCGCCUUCUGGCACGGCAUUGCGACAGGUUACUACCUGACUUUCUUCUUCGGUGGAUUCAUCACUACGGCAGGCCGCCUCUGCCGUGCCAACCUACGCCCCUUGGUACUACCCCCUCCAGGAGUACCCACGACAACGACGAAACGCAUCUAUGACUGGGCUGGCACUUUAGCCUCUAUCCUCAUUCUCAACUACGUGGCAGCGCCAUUCAUGCUACUUACCUUUACCGAUUCUAUCGGGGCUUGGCAUACCCUCCAUUGGUAUGGCUUUUGGAUGGUUUUCCCGACGAUCGCUUUCUUCUGGUUUGGUGGUUCCAAGUUCUUGAAGGCCCUGCAGAAGAAAGAAGGAAAAGCUACUGCUGAGAAGGUCAUGACGCCAGAAUCUCACGUUAUGCCACCACCUCUAGAUGAUGUGGCAGAAGAAUUGAAGGAAUUGCAGAAGAGAAUGAAAUAGUGGGCAGAGUUUGGGUACUUAUUUGCAUAGACCGAUACCGAGAUUCUAUACCAGUUUAUA